AGUGCUGUAGAACAGAGCAACUCCUCGCUGGCAUUGCAUCCGAAGUUCAGCACACAGGAGUGCUGCCUGCUUAUCUUUCACAAUGAAGUCAAAGCACUGAAAUGAGAUAGGGUCACAGAAACAAAACAAGGAACCUGUCGCCCCUGAACAAUGUAAAUACGGAGACAUGAACCUUCUCUGAAGCGCUUGAGAAAGGCAGAAUGGGAAGUACCGGACGCUCGCAUUCCUUGGAGAUCAUAUUGGUACUGGUUCUCUGCGCAACGGGCGCCAACGGUCGAGGUGCCGUUGGUGAUGCUGUAGCUGAUUCCCUGUCAUCGGUGGGUGGAACAUUACCUCACUUCCUGCAGGAACCAGAGGACGCUUACAUAAUCAAAAAUAACCCCAUCAAGUUGCGUUGCCGUGCGACUCCUGCCUUGCAGAUCUUCUUUAAAUGCAAUGGAGAAUGGGUUCAUCAAAACCAGCAUACCUCACAAGAGUACAUGGACCAAAACACUGGGCUGAAAAUACGCGAAGUGACGAUCAAUGUUACCAGGCAGCAGGUGGAGGACUUUCAUGGCCCGGAGGACUACUGGUGCUUGUGUGUAGCCUGGAGUCACCUAGGAACCUCGAAGAGCCGUAAGGCUACAGUGAGGAUUGCUUACCUCCGCAAGAACUUUGAGCAGGAUCCUCAGGGGAAGGAAGUGCCACUCAAGGGCAUGAUUGUGCUGCAUUGCCGCCCCCCAGAGGGAGUGCCCAUGGCAGAGGUGGAGUGGUUGAAAAACGAAGAACUGGUUAGCUCUCUCAAAGACGAUAACAUUGACACACGUGCUGAUCACAAUCUGAUCAUCAAUGAAGCCAGACUCUCUGACUCCGCCAACUACACCUGUCUCGCCAGCAACAUAGUUGCAAAAAGACGCAGCGCUACAGCUACUGUAGUUGUUUUUGUUAAUGGUGGUUGGUCUUUGUGGACUGAAUGGUCUCCGUGCAGUGUAAACUGUGGAAGAGGAGUUCAAAAACGUUCUCGCACCUGUACUAACCCCGCUCCUCUGAAUGGAGGAGCGUUCUGUGAGGGCAUGUCUGUGCAGAAGAUCACCUGCAAUGCCGUCUGCCCAGUAGAUGGAGUUUGGGAGGAAUGGGCAGAGUGGACGAUGUGUAGCGCCCAGUGUGAGAGGCAGAGAUGGAGGGAGUGCAAUGCCCCACCACCCCGGCACAGAGGCAAGAUGUGCGAGGGAGACGCUCAUAGCACGGAGAACUGCACAGACGGGCUGUGUUCACAAAACGGGAAGCUGAUGCAUGACCUAAAGCCCCAGAGUAUGGAGAGCUCUAUCGAUGUUGCGCUGUACUCUGGGCUGUCUGCUGGGGUGAUCGCUGUGGUUGUUCUCAUCGUGGCCAUCACCCUCUACAGGAAGAGUCAGAGUGAGUAUGGAGUGGACGUCAUUGACUCAUCUGCUCUUGCUGGGGGCUUCCAGUCCUUUAACUUCAAAACCACCAGACAAGGCAAUCCACUCCUGCUGAAUUCUUCCAUGCAGCCUGAUAUAACAGUGGGCCAGACAUACAGCAGUCCGAUCUGUUUCCACGACUCCAUAGACAAGGAACUCUUUGACCCCCUGCCCGAAAAGCUCAAAGUUCAGAGCUCCUUUAUGGUUUCACUAGGUGUGGCGGACCGGGCAGAGUACCACGUCAAAGCUCAUCCUGAGAGCAUUCACGAUACCCUUCAUCCAAACUACUCCACAGUAGAUGGAAAGAAGAGCAUAGUCACCGGUAAUGGACCUCACACUCCUGGAAAAGCUCAUGUGAAGACGAGCGCAGUGUUUGGGCAUCUGGGUGGGCGAUUGGUCAUUCCAAAUGCAGGAGUGAGUUUGCUGGUGCCUCACGGGGCGACCGCAGAGGACACGUCUUGGGAAAUGUACAUGCUCAUAAAUCAAGGGGAGUCCAGUGCCCAGUCAGAGGAAAAGUGUGAGAUUCUUUUGGGGCCAGAGAUCACGUAUGGUCCUCCAGGGCUGAACCUCUCCUAUCCUGUUGCCAUGACGAUAGCUCAUUGUGCUGAGGUCAGCACUGAAAACUGGAACAUUAAACUCAAGAGACAAACCAAGGACAACAAGUGGGAGGAAAUGAUGUCAGUAGAUGACGAAUCGACCUCCUGCUAUUGCCUGAUGGAUUCACAUAGCUGUCACUUGUUGCUGGAUCAGCCAGGCUGCUAUGCCCUGGUGGGUGAACCUGUUACUGAUUCAGCUGUAAAGAGACUGAGGAUUGCAGUUUUCGGCAGUAUGGAGGUCUCCUCUAUGGACUACAGUCUGCGAGUGCACUGUGUAGAUGACACACCACAUGCCUUUCAGGGAGUGGUCACUGCUGAAACCAGCAGAGGAGGUCGACUUCUAGAAGAGCCCAAGACUUUGUUCUUCAAAGGAAACUGCCUCAGUUUGCAGGUGUCCAUCCAGGAUAUCCCUCAGUUUCUGUGGAGCAUCAAACCUUUUACCACCUGUCAGGAGUUCUCCUUCAGCCAGGUGUGGUACACCAACCAGCAGCCUGUGCACUGUGCCUUCACACUGCAGAGACAUAACGCCGCAACCACUCAGCUCUCCUGCAAGAUCAGCGUGCGGCAGGUCAAAGGUCACGAACAGAUCCUGCAGGUGUACACUUCAUUGGCAGAGAGUGAGAAAGAGACCGUGCCAUUUUUUAUGCAGGCAGAUUGCACAGUCACCUCACAGGCAGGGGCCAAAGCCUUCAAAAUCCCCCUGUCCAUUCGUCAGCGGAUAUGCACCACCUUCGAUACUGCCAACGCCAAGGGCAAGGACUGGCAGCUCUUAGCUCAGAAACUCCACAUUCAAAGGAACCUGUCCUACUUUACCAAGCAGCAAAGUCCAUCUGCUGUCAUUCUCAGUCUCUGGGAAGCCAGACAUCAGGACAGUGGAGAUCUUGACUCACUUGCCAGUGCUUUGGAAGAGAUUGGAAAGAUCCACUGUAAAAAUCUGCCUCAGAGUCCAACUGAAAAAGACCCAGUCUUUAGUUUUUGAGGAAGGCCAAACCAGCCACUAAACAGCUGGAAAAUAAAUGUAUUUCCCCAGGCACCAUCUUCUAAGUCCAAGAAAACUCACCUGAAAUAUCCAGUCUGAAAGGUUUGGAUAAGAAGUGACCAAUCCGACACUUUCACACAUCUGUACUUUUGCAAAGGAACUAUGACAAAUUGGCAGGAACUUGUCACAGAUUCAAUUCAACCAAUUCUUUUUCUUUAAGCGAGCAUCAGAAUGCUGUGCCAAGCCAUCACAUCCUACAUGAAAUUUGAUCUGCUUUGCUCAUUUUAAUUAUUCUGUGAAAUGUGAUUGGUGGCCAAGCUGGGAUACAUAUUUCAUCUUUACCUAUUUUUAACAGCCUUGUUUUACAGCAGUAUAUAUUUAUAUCCCUUCUGCAUGUCAUUCCGAAUUAUGCUUUGUUUGCACUAUUGUGAUGUUUGGAGAAGGGAGGAGGAGGAAAUCUGCUUCUGCAAACUGCCUAUAUUGGUCAUCACACAAUGUGAUUGUGAGUCACUGUGUUCCUUUAUUUCCAUUAGGCCCAAUUGAGUGAUUUUAAAGACAUAAUACGAACUUUAAAGGAAAACACCACCGUUUUUACUAUGUUCUUAUCUCAACUUAGAUUAAUUAAUUCAUACCUUUUUUU
Messenger RNA from Paramisgurnus dabryanus, 3633 nucleotides. It is a transcript of the gene unc5db, whose product is annotated as unc-5 netrin receptor Db. NCBI's taxonomy places the organism in Eukaryota, Metazoa, Chordata, Actinopteri, Cypriniformes, Cobitidae. Gene Ontology annotation, molecular function: netrin receptor activity; protein binding. Gene Ontology annotation, biological process: netrin-activated signaling pathway; axon guidance. The record is from RefSeq and is a predicted model, not a curated record. Gene Ontology annotation, cellular component: membrane.